Messenger RNA from Arachis duranensis, 2112 nucleotides. Its product is annotated as protein FAR1-RELATED SEQUENCE 5-like. NCBI's taxonomy places the organism in Eukaryota, Viridiplantae, Streptophyta, Magnoliopsida, Fabales, Fabaceae. The record is from RefSeq and is a predicted model, not a curated record. Gene Ontology annotation, biological process: regulation of DNA-templated transcription. The coding region runs from base 1 to 2112 and encodes 703 amino acids. Gene Ontology annotation, molecular function: zinc ion binding. The transcript is spliced from 4 exons.
AUGUCAGGUUCACUAACUGAUUUGAGAGGAACUCGAGUUUUACCUCUCUAUGAGCGCACAGGAACUGACCUUGCCCUGGGUUGUGGUGGCUCGGGAACAGGUUCCUCUAUCGCCGGAUGCUUCCCUUUGGAUGAGGAUGGCUUUGAAGAGCCAGGUUUUGAAGAGGCAGGUUUGGAAGGUGUCGCCUUUGGUGGUGGUGUCGAUUUGGCAGAGGCAGGAUACCUUGGAGUGGUCUUGGUACGAGCCAUGGGAUCAGUUCGAGGAGGAGAGUUACCAGAUCAUGGUUGCCUUCAAGAAGAUGAGAUACCAAGAGUUGGAAUGCGAUUUGCUCAGUUACAGAUGGCUCAUGACUUUUAUGCGACCUAUGCAAAGAAAGCUCGAUUUGCAACUAAGAUAAGGACGACAACAUUUGAUAAGAUCACAAAGGCUCCCAUUAACCAAGCUAUACACUGUAAUCGCGACGUGAUCCGCGAGUCUCGUGUUAAAGCACCAACGCAGAAGAAUACGAUUUCAGCUACUGGGUGCAAGGCAAGGAUAUAUGUAAAGUUUGAUAAAGACGUGCAAGACUGGGUUUUGCUCAAGGUUGACUUGAUGCACUCUCACCCCUGUUCACUGAAAAAGGCAGUGCACUACCAUGAGUAUAGGCAGCUGACGAUGCAUAUGAAGUGCGUGAUCGAGGAUAAUGAUGAGGUUGGGAUUCGACCAAACAAGAUAUUCCUUGCUUUGUCAAAUGAGGUUGGUGGCCCCUCUAACUUGGGAUUCUCAGAGAAGGAUUUAAGAAAUUAUAUAACAGCAAGGCUCCGAAAUAACAACGUGAAUGCGGAUGUCAGGGAGAUGAUGAGCUACUUCAGGAGAAUGAAGGACAUCAAUCCGAACUUCUUUUACACGGUGGAGUUGGACGAUGAGUGUAAAUUUAAGAGUGCAGUAUGGGUCGAUGCAAGGUGUAGGGCGUCGUAUGAAUACUAUGGAGACGUCGUGUCAGUUGAUAGCACUUACAGAAGGAAUAGGCAUGGAUUACCGUUUGUGUCGUUCGUUGGGGUCAACCACCAUGGUAGGUCGACCCUCCUCGGUUGUGCUUUAUUGGGGAAUGAGGAAAUCGCAAGUUAUGAGUGGGUUUUUAGCCAAUGGGUCAAGUGCAUGGGAACUGCUCCACAGUGUAUCAUAACCGAUCAAUGUCGAUUCAAGUACCAUGCGAUCAAAAAUACUUUACCCGACACACGCCACAGGUGGUACAUCUGGCAUAUUAUGAAUAAGUACCUUCCAAGCUUGGGGGUUACCGUCGGUACGGAGCUUUAUCUGUAUGAUGACCGACGUAUGUGGAUCCCAAUAUACUUCAAAGGUGAAUUUUGGUCAGCAAUGCGGAGUACGCAAAGGAGUGAGAGCAUGCACGCAUUCUAUGGUGGAUACUUACACAGUAAAACUAGCUUGGUUCAAUUUGUUCAUGAAUAUGACAAUGUUCUUGGAUUCAAGGAGCAGAGGGAACUGGAGGAUGAUGCUGCAGACUCGAAGGGGGUUAUCCCUUGUGCAACCACCUCGCCUAUGGAGAAACAGUUUCAGCAAGAGUAUACCACGAGCAUUUUUAGGGAUGUUCAAAUUGAGUUUGUGAAGAAGGCUAACUGCAGAGUUUCUACAGUUGAUAAACAGGGUUCAUUGGUCUGCGUGACGAUGGAAGAGGAGAAACUAGUCAACGAUACUAUUCUAUGCGUUUCGUACGAUGUUCACUUUGACCAUUCCACACAGGAGCUUCGUUGUGAGUGCAAUCUUUUUGAGAGUUCAGGUGUGUUGUGCUGUCACUGCCUUGAAGUUUUCCAUUCAUAUAAAGUGUACAAAGUACCUUCAUGUUAUGUUCUCCCUCGAUGGAGCAAGAAGAUAAAGCGCAAACAUACGUAUGUCAAAAGUAGCCAUGAUAUCAGUCGGUCGGAUGAGAGUCAUGUUGCAUUCAAGGGACUGUGUGCACACUUCUAUAGUGUUGCUCAAGAGUUCGUCGGUGAUGAUGAAGAAACAACAUUGCCGCAUGUUGCUUUGGAAGAAACAAUGGCCACGUUGGCUGCGCACCAUGCCAAAAAGAGGUCCGAGAGCGUGUCAAAGACGCAGACGAACAUUGGCUCAUAG